Monomorium pharaonis (pharaoh ant) is the source of this 747-nucleotide messenger RNA. It is a transcript of the gene EMRE, whose product is annotated as essential MCU regulator, mitochondrial. Gene Ontology annotation, biological process: calcium import into the mitochondrion; mitochondrial calcium ion homeostasis. The transcript has 2 exons. The record is from RefSeq and is a predicted model, not a curated record. Gene Ontology annotation, cellular component: uniplex complex; mitochondrial inner membrane. Lineage: Eukaryota; Metazoa; Arthropoda; Insecta; Hymenoptera; Formicidae. Bases 139 to 414 code for a protein of 91 amino acids.
UAUAUGGCAUUCCGUCAUUCUCCCCGUCAAGAAAUGCGCUAAAUUCUGCUCGAUAAUCUCGAUACCGCCGGUUCGCGAAUUCCGGGGAAAGGAGUGCGCGACUGGCCGUCACCGGGAAUAAAAUCUUAUAGUAGGAAGAUGCUGCACAGAGUGACGCCGUUGUUUCGUGGAGGGACUGUUCUUAGGGAAACGAACACUGUAUCGAAGCAGAUCCUCCGGUCGUCGAUCACUACACCGUCCGGAGCGAUCCUGCCCGAGCCAAAGAGAACACCAUUUAGCUUUCUGGGCGUCGUCAGCAGUGUGAUAUUCGGCCUGCUGGUUGGCGCCACGAUUAGCAAGAACAUAGCCAACUUCCUGGAGGAGAAUGAUCUCUUCGUACCUUCCGACGACGAUGACGAUGAUGACGACGACUAGCGACCAGCUGGUUUCAUCUCGUUGUGAUUAUCGAAGAUACUCAGCUCGUUAGACGUGCUCUUAAUACUAAUUGAAGGUAAUCUGAUUCAAGUUUGACAUUGCAGUGGCACAAGACCAAUAAUUAAAUGAAUUCGUGUUAACAGAGGAAGAGGAGAUUCUCUUCGCUUAUACUACUUAGGUACCUUACUUACGCUUCAAUACCUGAAAUUAUGUAAAUUAUCAUAGAAAUAUUUAUUUAUACAAUUGUUGAAAGUUAAGUAGAACUUUUACAAAAUCUAUGUAUAUAUUAUAUCUAUAAAUAAAUUGUGUUAAUUACAGUAAGUAAUACAAAAA